CUCGACGAAGCUCUCGAUUUCACCAAAAAAACACCUGACCGCCAUGGCGCGUGAACUGGCGUCCCCACUCGCCGAGCGCGUCGCGCACGCCCUGCACCGGCCCUUACGCAGAGGCAUGAGAAGAGCUGAACAUCUCUUCUUUGUAUCGAUUUACCCAAAGAUAGACGGCCACGAUGCAGGGCUCCUCAAGCUGGCCAGGUUGGGUUUCAACCUGCUGCAGAAUCUGUACCAGAAGGAGCUCAAAGUUCUCACCAAGUGGUGGAUCGAGUUGGAUUUGCCGAGGAAGCUGUACUACGCGCGGGACAAACUGCUAGAGAACUACUUCUGGGCGAUGGGAUGCUUGUGGGAGCCCAAAUUUUCGCUGUCCAGAUACUGUUUCAUGAAGCUCAUUCCAAUUGCGUCGAUGUACGAUGACACGUUCGACGCGUAUGGAAAGCUUGAUGAGCUCGAACAGUUCACGGCCGCCAUUCACAGAUGGGAUACCAGCACGAAAGAUCUGAACACAAAUAUGAAAAUCCUGUUCGACGCGGUUAUUGAUUCCUAUGAUGACAUUCAAGAGAUCACUUCCAAUGAAUUCGGACGAUCCUACUGUUGGGAAUACGGAAAACCUGCGCUGAAGAAUGUUGUAAGGUUGUACUUGGAAGAAGCACGUUGGCUAGCCAAGGGUUAUGUGCCUACUUUGGAGGAAUACAGGCACAUUUCAUCCCUCAGCACUAUCUACCAAUGGGCAGCGUUUUCGGUAUUUUGUGGAAUGGGUGAUGAGUUAGCUCCCAAGGAACUGUUUGACUGGUUAUUCACAGAGCCUAAAAUGUUAGUAGCUUCGUCGGACCAAUGUCGUCUCAUGGAUGACAUCAUGACCCACGAGUUUGAACAGAAAAGGGGGCACGCCCCUUCGUCCGUUGAAUGUUACGUGGAACAAUAUGGCGUGUCGACACAGAAGGCAGUAGACGCAUUGAGUAACAUGGUGGAAGAGGACUGGAAGAUAAUGAAUGGGGAGUUGCUCAAUCCACCGGAUUGUGUACCUAGAAAAGUCCUCUCGAUAUUUCUUGCUUUUGCACAGAUUAUGGAUGUCCUUUACAAGGACAGUGAUGGCUACACCAACUCUGCCACCACCACUAAGGAUUUACUAACUGCUUUGCUCGUCACUCCAUUCCCCAUUUCAUCGUGAUGCUAGAUGUUGUGUGGUCACUACCAUAUCCAUAUCCUGUGGUCACUGAAGGAAUGAGAGACUCCAGAUGAAGAGCAUCCCUCGGUGUGUUUUAAUGUUGUCUGAUUGUCGAAACAUUUUGGCUAUGCUUUUCUUUCAAUAAUGUCGCAUACUCUAUGAAUAGGAGGUUGUUUAUUUGGUCAGAGUGUGGCGCGUUGGAUUUCGUUGCGUUUGUUUGCCUAUGUCGGUUGCUUUGUUGGUGUGUUGGCUUGUUCUUUGUACCUUGUCUUGGCUUCUGUUGUAUCUUCAUUGUGUAACUUUUGUUUUUUUUUUUUCUCUGUUUCGUCCUUGAUUAUCUUUCUUUUUGUUGUUUAUCUCCACUGCCAGUGAAGGGGUUUUCUUUAUACUUAUUAUUUGAUCUCUGUUUUUUAUCUCGUCAUAAAUUUUCAUCAUUCUAAAAAGAGUUAUAUGUAUAAUAUGCUCCUAAACUAUGUAAUUUUCUCAAACAUGCCCCUUAAAACACGUCAAAUCUGCCCUUCUACUAUCGAACAAUUCUUAAAUGUACACUUCCGUUAAUUUUUACCAUCUCAAUGACGUUAAACCUGGUCUAACCACUUCCGUUAAUUUUUACCCCUCUCUUGUUUCUAACCUUCUGCGUCCCCCAUUAAGACUGUUAAAGAUCAAGAUUUCCUUGGCCGGUUGGCCCCCACUCCCCGGAUUCGCGAUUCCGGUGAUACCCACAGUAGCUCCUUCUCAUUAAGCUUCUUCUGCAGGGAAAAUAAUAAAACCACGAAUCCAAUUUCACAGUUUUCAAAGGUUGGAUGGAGAACUGUACAUCAAUUAAGGCCAUUGGUAUAUUAACUUAGCGGCUACAAUAGUUCCGGAACACCGCCAACCCAUAUGUCGAAAAUCGGACAACUCAAUUAGUACGAUAUUGUCCGCUUUAGGCCUAGCCCGCACGAUUUUACUUUUGGGUCCUUUCCUAAAAGAUCUCGUACUAAUGGACUUGGUGAACACUAAUAUACAAGGGUCCCUUCCCUUGUAUUACCGAUGUGGUACUUGAAUUGUCUCAUAACAAUCCUCCCCUCAAGACAAGGACCACAAACUCUGUGUCCUCUUCUAAGCAAUUAUCUUGAUCCGCCAGACACCUUGUAUCGAUGGGCUUCUCGAUACAAGGAUUUUCCAAGACGCAAAACUCUCUUUGAUCAGCCAAAUAGACGUGGGUCUCUCCUGGAUCCACCAGACAAACGCAGAUCUCAAAUCUCGAGGUCGCCGAAUGAGGGUCCCACCAAACUGACGUUCAUCACCCUGAAUCUGUCGAAUCAGGCUCUAAUACCACUUGUUAUAACCGGGCCGCUCCGUUAGUACGAUGUUGUUCGCUUUGGGCCAAACCCGCACGGUUUUACUUUUGGGUAUCCUCCCCAAAAGACCUCGUACUAAUGAGCUUGGUGGACACUAAUAUACAAGGGUCCCUUCC
This is a messenger RNA of Linum trigynum, 2624 nucleotides long. NCBI's taxonomy places the organism in Eukaryota, Viridiplantae, Streptophyta, Magnoliopsida, Malpighiales, Linaceae. The record is from the annotation of a GenBank genome assembly.